UCUGUACACGGGUUUUCAGGAAGUUAGCAGAUUAUCUGGCAGCCCUGCACGAAUCUGCAUAAAAUUACUUCCUAUCUGCUGUACUGCAGCUUGCAGUUACUCCGUUUCAGACCAAACCCGGCCUAAACUAAUGAACCAUGUGACAGAGGAACUAACGCGCGAUCAUGCGAUGGCCAAUCAUGCUUCUGCUUUGUUUCGGGAUUUAUUUUUGAAUCAGAUGAGUAAAAAACCUGACAUUGUUGCAGCAGCGCUGUGGAGUAAUAUUCCCUGUUUUUGUUUUAUUUUCUAACGCUUACAAUAUAAACAUGGAUUUAGAUUACUUUUUCCGUGGAAUUAGAGGAAACGAAGAUCGUUAUCUUCAGUCACUGGAGCAGAUUUGUAGAAAGUAUUCCGCUGAAAGAGAGGAUUCAAUCAUUGUUGACUUGGAAACUAUGACCUGCCAGACACCAGAUGGUAUACUGCCUUGGGACGGUGAAGUAGUAUACAGCAAAGAGUUGAAGAGAAAGAAGAAAUUAAUUGACAGGCAAAAGAAAUGCAAGGAUUUUCCUCCUGGGGAGACCAAGGAAGGGAGUGUGGAUGGUUCCUGUCAGUCUGCGAGUACCUCUGGAAAACAUGUCACAGAAAAGCUGAAGAAGGAUGCUGUUAAUGAUGAAGAGAUGAUGGGCAAUGACAGCAGGUAUUCAGAGACUGGACAAGAUUCUGCUGAUGGACUCUCUAUCCAGGAUUUACAUGAUGAGACUACAGUUUAUGACUGUGACAUCAGGAUAUCAGAGGACACCAUGGACAACAGCAACUUUCUUCAGGAUCUGCACAGUGAUGAAGAGAAAACUGUUAAUGAAGAUGACAGCAUGUCUUCUGAAACUGCACACGACUGUGUUGCUAGUAACCAGGAACCAUGCAGUGUUGAGACAUCAGGUGAUGACUACUUAAUGUUGGAAGCUAGUCAAAACCAAGCUGAGGAUGAAACUCUUGAGGGUCCAAGUGAAAUUGGUGGUGUCCUUUCAAUGGAUGUCGGGAAGCAAUACCGAGUCGAUGUUGACAUUUUGAUGCAAGAUGAGGAGGACCUGCCCGGCUAUGUUUUGGUUGACUGGGUGCAGAAAUCUCAACAAAGUCCAAACAAUUUUGAAAAUUCAAUGGGAUACCAUGGGGAAAGAAACAAAGAACAUGCCUCUUUCGUUGUCACACCUGUUAAAGCACCCAAUCGAUUGAAACCUUUGGAGGAAACAUUUGAUGUAACUAAUGUGUCUGGAUUGGAGAGCAGUAACAGUUCCUCUGAUUCUUUCCUGGCUGACCUGUAUCCAGGAAUGGUGGCUAAAAUGCAGAACGUAAUAAAGAGAGAGUUAACAGCACAUGCUGCAACUAACGUGUUAAAACAUUAUCGUAAAAACUCCUGGUAUAGCAAUUCAAAGUCUUCCUUUUCCAAGGGUCUAAUUCGGAGAAAGAAGUCUAAAAGUAAGCACAGCGAGACUGUAAUUCUACAAAAAGCUGAUCAUGCGUCGUCCUCUGAAGGCAUUGAUAUAGUUCAGUCCCCAAACCAGCUGGAUAAAGGGUCACCCGAUAGAACCAUGAUUGUAUCUUCAAAUGGCACUGUAAGUUCUCUUGGGGGACAUUUCUGUCCUAGGGAUUCCUGUCUAACCAGUUCUUCAGCAGUUUUUGAAACCAGUCCCCAUGUAGACUUCACAGGUUCUCUUGGACAUAAAUCCCUGAGUGAAACUAAGAUUGCAUCCACUCAUCAUACACCUUUAAGAGAAUCCAUUAAAGCCUGUCCAACUUCUCUGGGACAUGAACCCCUCAAUGAAACCUUGAAUGUUUCCUCUUUCCAAACAUUACCCAGAGGGAGUCCAUAUGUAACCAAUCCAUUUUCUUGUAAGUCGCCAAGUUCUUUGUCCAGUAAACCAUCAAGAGGGGACUCCUCUGAGGCUACAGCAAGUCCAUUUAGACAUGAAAUGGCCAGGAGAUCUCUUCUGUCAGCCAUGUCUAGUUCAGUCGCAGUUACACCAACAAGAGGCAAAUCCUAUGAAGCUUUUAGAGUUGAAUCACCAAGAAGGGAGCUGCUUUCUGCCAUGGAAAGUUCUAUGACUAUUACACCAAUAAGGAGGAGAUUAUGUGAACCCAUUCAUAGCUCUCUUGGGCCAGGGUCACUCAAUGAAACCAUGAUUCUUUCCCCAAAAAAGAAAAUGUGCAAUGCCAGUGAAAGUUCUGUUCAACUUGAAUCACCAAGAAGGUGUGUUUCUGCUAUGCCAAGUUCUUUGAUGGUUACACCAACAAGAGCAAGAUCUUUUGAAACCACAUCAAGAUGGGCACUUCUUUCUGCUAAACCAAGUUCUCCUGCAAUUUCACCAAGCCGAGGAAGAGCCUUUGUAGCGAUGCAGUAUUCUGUUGGUAAUGAAUCGCUAGGAAGUGAACCUUUGUCUGUUGCAGCUAAUCCAGCAAGAGAGAGAUCUUGUGUGGCUUCACAAACAACAAACUCUGCUGCUCUGGAAAAUGUGGUGCUAAGACCAAAAGGCGCUUGCCGUUUACUUAGAAGGAGUCAUUCAUAUUCGGGAUUAAGCCAGAAAACCAGUGGAGUGAACGAAGAAUUUGAAAGCCUUUAUGAAAGGCUGUGUUCCCCAAAAGAAGGCAGUGGUUUGCUAAAGGCAGCUGGUAGAAAUGAGCGAACAUUCUCUCCCAGUUUUAGAGCUGUGAAAAGACCAAGUUCCUGUUCUCCAUGUGAAGCCUUCACUCGAGUGAAAAGAGUCUGUGGUGAAUUUGAAGCAGUCAGUUCUAUGAAGAUUUUGCCUCAAAAUGGCAAUUAUCGCAUGCAGCAAAAAAACUCGCCAAAGUCAUCCCCCAUUAGGAGCAAUGUAGGGACUCUUCUGAGACAUCGCGUGGCAAGUGCUUGGGAUGCAAUGAAAUACACAUCCUCAUUAAGAAAAACCCACUCCUUUUCAAGCUUACAGCAUGCUGAACUCCAAACAAACCCAUUGGAGAUUGCUCAGAUACCUAAGAAUUAUACUUGUCUAGUUGGCGGUGGACAUAAGCAGUCUCCUUUGAAAGUGAUACAAGGUAAAGAUGGUAUAAUCUUUGUAAAGAUGCAGAACCCUGUAUCACCAACGGUUCCCUCUUCUAAACUCUUCUCAAGAGGGCAUCCAGACUGCUGACCUAUCUCUUGUCCUGUGUGGAAAUGUGGAAUAUGCCCUCCCAACUGAUGUGGAAAGUUUGUUUUAAAUCUGUGUUUUAAAUGUUUGUACAGUACCAACAUAAAUUCUGGAAACAGCAAACGAUUAAUAGCAAGUUUAGCUGUAUUGCCAAUUUUUCCUAACUCAGCUCAGACCGCUUGUUCCUAAAUGCUUUGGAUCUCUGAAUAAAUAAUCAUCUUCUCUUUAAAAAAAUAUGGAGAAGAUUUUAAUGAGCCUUCUCAAGUAUAAUAGUACCCCAAAAUGUUCUCCUUUUUGGGGAGUUUGUUGUCGGAUAACUUCACAGACUAUUUGCUCACUAAAUAUCUUGGUAUCCCUGAAAAGAAAAUUGUCUAGUUUUAGAUCCCACAAGUGUUGUGGUACCCUGAGACUGAUUGCGUGUUUUUAGUGGAGACAAGGAACUAUUUAGGGAUACCAAUAUAUUAAGUGAGGAAGUAGCCUGAGUGAGGGAGGUUAUCUGGUAACAACUCCCCAUUCUCAUUGGGAUUCCAUUCUACUUGAGAUGCUUUGAGCAUUCAAAUAUUUUGCAUAUUUUUAAAGGAGAUGGUUAUCUAUUCAGGGUGACCAAUAUGUUUUAGUAAGUGUGAGUUAGGGGGGAAAUGAGCAAUAAAGUCAUCACUCCCCGCUGUUCUAGAUGUUAAUUUUGUUGUUUCCAUAAUUUUGUGCCAGUACAAAGUCAUAGUUGUCCAGGUCAACUGGAAACACUUUGUCAUUCACUGACCUGUUUGUUUAGUUAGGUUUGGUAAUGACUAGUUUGUUUCUAUAUGUUUAAACGGAUUAUUGAAAAAAAAAAAAGUUGAACCAUUUAUAUGUGAGUGGUAACCACAGUGUUAAAGGUAGAAUGGAAAGGGUUUUUAUUAUUGUUAAUGUAUUUCUCACUGAGACUUGCUUUUAAAAAGUGUAGGCUCAUUAUCUGUGUGUUUCAAAUACAGUGGUAUAUAUUCCUGGUACCAAACUGCUUCCGGUAAAUCUGGUCUAAAACACAGGAAGUCAUCAGGAACUUAAUAUAGUGUGUUUAAAAAAAUAAAUAAAAAUACAACUGUAUUAAAGAGACAAACAAUCUGAGAGAUUCACCUGAAAAUAGGAAAUCUAUUGGAUAGAGUUAAGUGUUCACGUAUGAUCUCCACUACACCCCAUCACUGUGGAUAAUAAAGAUGUGGAUUUUAAUUAAUUGGUUAUUAGUUGCAAACCUUGUAAAUUAGUAGUUUUUAUUUUAAUUUCACACCAAAAGAUUAAAAGAAUAUAACGGUUUUCAAAAUGUUGUAUUUCAAAAGUUGCCUUUUUAUAUUAUAUAAAAAAAAAAAAAAAAAACUUCUUGUUUUUAAUGUUUUUGUAGCAUGUUAUUAUGUGGAAAUAAAAUUGUUUCCCUAAAGCUGUUAAAUCUGUUGGGUUCAUCAAGGUCUGAGAAGAUGCCAAGUUUUAUUAUAAGUCUUAUUUUUAUUAAAUACAUUUUAAUAAGACUGGCACGUGUGUAUCAAUUGCUUUAAUACCUGUACAAAUUCUAGUAUUAUACAAAUUUAGUUCUCAUCUGCAAAAAAAACAAAACAUAUUAUAGCCGUCCUGGUGGUACAACCUCUGUAAUGCAAGCAGUUGAAGUAGUGGGAUGGGUUUUGGAACAUGUGCUGCAUCUGCACAAAGGGAAAUAGGUCUUUCGCCCCUGUGGUUUAAGUUUGUUGCCUUCAUAAAUGUUCCCUGUUGUGAGAUGUUUUGGAUUAGUUUGUUAGUUUACAGGACUGUAAAAUUGCUUGUACUGUAUAUUGUGUGCCAGGUAUAUGCAUAUUUUCUCAUUAUUAUUAUUAUUAUUAUUUUAUUUUAUUUUUUGGGAGGGUGGUAAUUGUGAUCAUUCAAAAUAAAAAAUAAAAUAAUAAAAAUAAAAAAUAAACUACAAACUGCAGAAAUCAUGAAUUAAUUGAAUACAUUAGGGUGUGCCAGAAGAUAAUCUGCAACAUUACUUACCCAGGCAAGUCCAAUCAUAAUUAGUUUCAUGGGCAGCAGUGUGGAGUAGUGGUUAGGGCUCUGGACUCUUGACCGGAGGGUCGUGGGUUCAAUCCCCGGUCGGGGACACUGCUGUUGUACCCUUGAGCAAGGUACUUUACCUAGAUUACUCCAGUAAAAACCAAACUGUAUAAAUGGGUAAUUGUAUGUAAAAAUAAUGUGAUAUCUUGUAACAAUUGUAAG
Messenger RNA from Acipenser ruthenus (sterlet), 5354 nucleotides. RefSeq lists its product as uncharacterized. NCBI's taxonomy places the organism in Eukaryota, Metazoa, Chordata, Actinopteri, Acipenseriformes, Acipenseridae. The record is from RefSeq and is a predicted model, not a curated record. The transcript is spliced from 19 exons. Bases 306 to 3140 code for a protein of 944 amino acids.